AGAAAAUCAUUACUGCUUACAAGUAGUUCAAGCAACCCCAAGUAACAAACUCUAAGAAAAAAGAUAUCCCAGUAAUUUUUUUCAGCCACAAGAAAAAAAGAAUAUAAUGGGUGAAUGGCUAUUAAUGCCCCUACAAAUUUCUUGCAAUAUUGAGCUAUGGAGGCUCUGUAAAGAAAAUACAAGGUGUAAAAAUGAAUUUUCAGUCUGAUUUUCAAGAAAAGGUAUCUGCUUGUUUCAAACCUUGGCAACGUUCUUUCCAGUUCUGGGUUCGUGCAGUAGAUAUAUACACUGGUUAUAAGGUGUUUCAAUUAAGAGUUGGCUUUGAAAAAAAUGUGCAAAAACAAGAAGCAAUGUGGGAGAGGCAGCAUGAGGUUGCAGGUGAGAAGAUAUACAAUAUGUGCUCUGACCUUGGUGGGUUCUUCCUAAAGGUUGCUCAACUACUUGGGAAGCCAGACUUGGCCCCGGCUGCAUGGGUAAGAAGGUUAGUUACUCUAUGUGAUCAAGCGCCUGCUACACCAUACAAUGUAAUCAGGACUGUGCUGGAGAAGGAAUUGGAUCAGAAUGUUGAUGAAUUGUUUGAAAGUUUUGAUGUUGAUCCUUUGGGUUCUGCUUCUAUUGCACAGGUUCAUAGAGCAAGACUCAAAGGUGACAAAAAAGAUGUUGUUGUCAAGGUGCAACACCCUGGGAUCCAAGAACUGAUGAUGACCGAUAUCCACAACUUGCAAGCUUUUGCACUAUACUUGCAGAAGAUGGAUAUAAAAUUUGAUAUAUACUCUUUGACAAAGGAAAUUGAGAAACAGAUCGGAUAUGAAUUCAACUUCUUGAGAGAGGCUGAUGCAAUGGAUAGAAUUCGGCGUUUUCUCUACGAAAAUAACAAAAAGUCCCCAGUUAUGGUUCCACAGGUGAUUCGAGAUAUUGUGACAAGGAGGGUCCUAGUGAUGGAAUAUAUUGAUGGAACCCCGAUUCUGAAGCUGGGAGAUGAAAUGGCAAAGAGAGGCAUCAGUCCAGAUGGUAAAAUUGCAGCAGUAGCAAGGCAGAACAUUCUUAAAAGUUUGUCCUUAGCUUAUGGACAAAUGAUACUCAGGAGUGGUUUCUUUCAUGCAGAUCCUCAUCCGGGGAAUAUUCUAAUCUGCAGAGGUGCUGAGGUUGCAUUGCUGGACUAUGGACAAGUUAAGGAUCUUCCAGAAAAUCUCAGGCUCGGAUAUGCUAAUCUUAUUCUUGCUAUUGCUGAUAAUGAUGCUACAAGGGCCAGAGAAAGCUUUAAGGAACUUGGCAUAGACACCCUAAGCAAAUGUGAGGAUGAUCAGAAAGAAAUGCUUAAAUUGGCACAAGGUAUGUUUGACACAAAAUUACCACCUGGUGUAAAGAUGCUGCAACCUUUCUCGGAAGAAUCUUCAGUCAAAAAAAUUGCAGUUGAGGCUUUUCCAGAAGAACUUUUUUCUGUUCUUCGAACUCUGCAAUUACUGAGAGGGCUUAGUGUUGGUUUGCAAAUAAGCCAUUCAUGUGCUGAACAUUGGAAACCUAUUGCUGAGGAAGCUUUAUACAGUGCUGGCAGAUUGACAGAUAUAAAUAUGAAGCGAUCACGUAGACAUAGAACUAGAAGAAAGUCCGGAAAAUAACAUUUAGCUAGUCAAGAGGAGCAAAGUAUGAACGAAUUCGGAGAUGGUCAUGUUGCUAAUGUGUUGGAGAAAGAGAUUUUCAUUCAAUCGUUUACAUUUGUAGCAAAGCUUUUCAAGGACAAGCACAAUUGAUACCACAAAACACUACAUACUUGCUAUUUUUUUUUCUUCCCAUGGCCUCAGAACAAUGUCUUCACAACAUGGCUUGUAAUCAUAUCAUAUCUAUCUAUAUCUAUAUUACUUUAAAAGCA
This is a messenger RNA of Solanum dulcamara, 1870 nucleotides long. RefSeq lists its product as uncharacterized. Lineage: Eukaryota; Viridiplantae; Streptophyta; Magnoliopsida; Solanales; Solanaceae. Bases 192 to 1619 code for a protein of 475 amino acids. Gene Ontology annotation, biological process: protein phosphorylation. The transcript has 12 exons. Gene Ontology annotation, molecular function: ATP binding; protein kinase activity. The record is from RefSeq and is a predicted model, not a curated record.